GUACAGCUAGCUUGCAAUAGAAUUAGAUCAUUGAGUUAUACCAUUUGUUGUCUCUUGUAAAACACAUACACGGGUUUAUAAUAGUCGCGGAGUCAAGGGCACGAUGUGCACCAUGUAAUUAAAAUGGCGCAUUGUUACGACGAUUUAUUCGCAUUCCAAAUAUUUCCUCAGUGCGUUGAAUUGUGUUAACAUUUCCUGGUGAAAUAUAAUACAUCAAUAUUAGAAAACUAUUUUGGCUUUAUGCCUUUGUCAAUGCUGACUUUUAAGCCAAGUGUGUCUUGAGCACUUUUAUUUAUUAACUAAAUUAAUUUAUAAGAUUAUUUGUUUCCUUCUUUAAUAUACUAAUACAGUAGAUUAAAAAAUUCCACUUAUUUUUGUUUUACAUUCUCAAUGUUGGCAAUAAUAUUCGCCUUAUCAGUCUGCUCGAGAUAAAGAACACCUCUAACUAUCAAUUUGUUCAGUAUUUCAUAAGAACUGCUUCAGUGAUCAUUAUUCACAUUUAAUUCAAUCUUUUAUUCUUAUUUAACAAAAAAAAUACACAUUAUUGGUGUCAUUACAUACAUAAAAGACAAGAUGGCAUCCAGUGAUCCGGAGCUUAAGGAUGGAAUCACUCUACCUGUGUGGAUGAAAUCUAAACCAACAAAGGAGUUUGAGCCGUUUUCCACGUCCCCACCCGCGCCUGAAGACUCGUUCUUUUACAUCCGCUACCCGAAGCCGGACGAGCUGUUCGGCAAACCGAAGUUCGCCAAAGACUUCCAGAGCGGCCAGCAAUCGGAGCUGCCGUACAGCGUCAUCAAGGACAAUAAAGAUUGGUCGAAGCACACCAAACCCUGUCAAGACGUUUUGCACGGAAUCACGCCAAUAAAUACAGCAGUAAAAUCCAUCAAUCUAAAACCGAAACCAGCUGGCACCGACGAUGGAUUCAAGGGCGAAGGAGCGGCGUGCGGCAGUUCGGUCGUCAAGGUGGCAAGUCAGAUGAUAUCGUCCACCCGGUCGCCGCGUGGCUUCGCAGUGGCAACACCGUCCGAGGACUCGUUGGAGCCCCCGCCCAGGCCUCCGUUCGCCAGGCGCGGCAGCAAGAGUCUGCCCGCCACGCCCGCGCACUCGCCGCCCACCAGCCCUACGUCGCGUAGGAAGAUGAAUUACAAUCGGUAUUUCACGUCUCCGUUCGAACCUGUAGAGGACGCCAACAGUCGCUCGUGGCUGACAAUGGCGCUUCUAGGGUUCAAGAAGGACAUGAAUGCUUCCACUUCAACACUUGCUGAAGAAGAUGCUAUUGAAAACAGAUUGCAUGGUACUCUAGCAGAAUCUGUAGAAAAUCUAGGACCGGCACCUAAAGCUGAAGUGAAAGUGCUUUCCAACGAAUCCAAGAGCCCCCAGCCGAAGUCCUUCAAAGCCUCCACGUCAUCAAUCCUCCCCAAGCCUUCAGAACUACGAGAAAUGAACUUCUGGUCACCGACUUCAAUGUGAAGUAACUAAAAUAUAUCCCUAAUAUAGUUUGGUUUACAUAGUUUUCUCCAAGGAUCUACAUUUAGUUAGAUACCGCAUAAAGGUUCAUAAAAAAAAACAUGUGCGUCUCGGGACGCUUGAGAGAAGUGACAACUUAAACCUGCUGCCGUAUGCGUGAAAGAAAGGGAAACCAGACAGAGUGGCUCCGUAACGCGUUACGUUACGAAGCGUUUUACCCUCACAUAAGAAGUUUAUCACUUUAAUGCGGCCAAGUGUAUUAGCAGUAAAUUUUUGUUUUAGAAUUGAUAUUAACGUGCGCCUUUUUGUUUAUUUUAAUGACUCGUGACGUCAUCAUAGCAAACAAAAAUACUUGGCUGAAUUUCAUACUAUCGAAUGAACUAGCGGCGUCUAACUAAAUAUAAGGCAGUAGUUUGACCGUUAUGGUAUUACUUAAUAGAGUACAGAUUAGCAGAAUAAUGGCAAUAUGAGUAGUAUAAAGGUCACAGCUCAUUAGAGUCGUCCAGCAUCCAACCAUUACCGUCUCGUGACUCGUUACGUAGUGAGCGUAGAGUCCAUAAACAUUUAAAGACUCAAUAGCUCAAUAUCAACUGUAAAGGAAACGGAUUCAACACUGACGGGUUCUGGAUUCGAUAUCUUCCUUCUGGAUUAUUGUUUUAUUCUAAUAUAGGUAAUAUUUAAAAAGAUAUGGCAGAUAUUCCUAAAAAAAAAUACCAACCGCACGAUUCGCAUUAUGUCUGAAUUCUCUGCGUGUGUAAAGUCUGCCAAUCCGCAUUGGGCCAGCGUGGUGGACUAUUGGCCUAACCCCUCCCCUGAGAGGAGACUCGUACUCAGCAGUGAGCCGAAUAUGGGUUGAUAAUGAUGAUUUAUUAGCGGUGAUGGUUGAAUGCUGAGUGGUUAUAAUGAGCUGUGGUCUUAUGCUAUAUCAUUAUAAAGCUGUAAUAGUGUUUUAACUCUUAUUGCGUACUCAUGCUAGUUAGGUUGUAUGUGUUGUCAUGUCCUGAAUGUAAUGCGACUGAUUGUGUUUGUUAUAAAGGUCGCUAUCUUAUAUAGAACCGAAAUCAAAAUUAUUAUUAUUGUAGUAUAUAUAAGUCGGUAUUUGAAACGAGCAUACAUGAUAGACUCCGCGCUACGAAAGAAGUCCUGCGGCUAAAACCUUUUUUUUUUAUUCUUUAGGAGUUAGCCUUUGACUACAAUCUCACCUAAUGGUAAGUGAUGAUGCAGUCUAAGAUGGAAGCGGGCUAAAUUGUUAGGAGGAGGAUGAAAAUCACACCCCUUUCGGUUUCUACACGGCAUCGUACCGGAACGCUAAAUCGCUUGGCGGUAGGGUGGUAACUAGCCACGGCCGAAGUCUCCCAUCAGCCAAAAAACCUGACAGCGUCUAAACUAAAAAUGACAAUAAGACCUCCAUUACCAAAUAAGAACGAACGCCAUUAAGUCAUUAUAGCUUGGCAACUUCCCACUUCCGAUGUUCCGCGCGGGGCGGGGGGCGUGUAGCGAUGAAUGAAAAACCCACGACUGAAGCACGUCACCUCCCCGCACGCACGAUUUCACACCCGCGCAGUCUUUCCCCCUGUCGCCCGCAUAUCAUGGGAGUGUUAUCAACGAACUUGCCAGACUAGCGCCGCGUCUACGGGACUUGUUUCGUAGCGCGGAGUAUACUUAUAUCUUUGAUCUGGAUUUCACUUGCGGCGUAACUAUUCGAGUCCGUGGCAAAUUCAUUAUUAAGUCUCAGAAAAAAAUGUCAUUUAGUCAUUUUUUUUUAAUGUUAGAUUGAGUUGAACUCAAGGCUAGCAGGGUAAUUCACUAAUUUUGACGUUUGUUAGUUUGUUAUUUGUAAGUCUGAGCCCUAAGCCCGCACAUCUGUAUUGAAACAGUGUGGUGGGUAUAUGCUCUAUAUCCCCUCUCCUAUAAGGAGGAAAUCACUGUAGUGGGCCGUUAAAAUAGGCUGAUAAUCAUGAUUUAUUAAAUAGAUUAUUUGUGACGUCAUCCCAGAAUUUAAUAUCGCGCCAUGUUGACAGUGACUGAUGAAUAUCUUUCACGUGAUAUUACGAACGUUUAUUUAUAUUUUAUUUGCGAAUGUUAUUGUGACGUUUAUUUUACAAAUGUAAUGGUUUAGCCCUCUCUGUGUUGACGUAAGACAGCCGUGUCUAAUCGGCAAUGGCGUCCUUUUUUGACAAAAUGAUCAAAAAUUAUUAAUUUUUAUCUAAACAUAAACACCAACUCCUAACAGUUAUGCCAAAAUUGUUCACAAAGAACUUAAAUAAUGUGAAAAAUUAAUGAUAAAUAUCAAUCACAGUCAGUAUUUUCAAAAUUUAACUUAAAUCUUUUUUGUGACUUCUAUAUUCAUAUGCUCGUAUGUAACUAUGUAUAUUACAUGAGUCAAUAUGUCGAUAUAUCUUAAUACAUUACUAAUUUACAGAGAAUGGACGAUCAAUCUAAACAAAUUAUCUACCUGACAAAUAUAUCCUAUAAAUACUCCUUAUAAUGAUAGUCAUAGGAGCUUAAUUUACAUACACAUUAUGUAUUCACAAAAUAGUCGAUGACGAUCUAGUGAUUUUAAGCAAUAUUCCACUAAGGAUAAGGUUCACAAUUCAUUUAAGAUUGUAAAUCACCGUUCAUAUCAUAAAUUAUUUUUAAAGUACGAAAAUAUAAUUGUCAAACAUUAUUAUCACUUUGAUAUAAAUGACAGUAUAAGGUUAUUGCACACUGCAAUAUAACAGUAUGUAUCUAUCAAUAAUUAACAUUUGUAUAAGGUUGAAUGGAUCAUUUGUAUGAUGCUGUCUUGUAUGAAAACUUAUUAUUAAAAUAACUCCACUCGGGUUUUCGAAACUUUGUUAUCUUCGUAGAUUAUGUACUAUAUACCCUAUAAAUGUGGUUGUAGGGUAAUAACAUAGUAUUGAUCAAUUUGUUUCAAAUAAUAUUUUAGUGAUAUUAUAGAAAUACAAUGUGUUUGCGAAAGUAUUUGAAUGAAUUAUAUAUUUGUCUGAUUUGAAAUGCCGCCUUUUAACAUAACUUCAGAAUUAUCUUAAUGACAAAGAACUCAUCUAAUUUUGUUUUAAAUUAAAGGAUGGAAAGUAUUUGUAAUACUAUUAGAAAUUCAAAAAUUGUGAAUUUAUAUUAAAAAUUAUAUUAUCAUGAAAUUGCUCUAUUUUUGUAUGUGUUGAAGCUAUUUUCAUAUUGUACAUGUAGUUUUAAAAUUUCUCUAAAGUUACCUACGUAUGGUGUUAAGUUGCACACUGCAAUGAGCCCACAAGAGCUGUGGAUUACAAAAUAUUUCUUCCUAAUGGUCUUGCGGUAGUGUGCAAUCAACUUUUUUAUGUAAAGUGAAUUUUCGAUUUUAUUUAUUUAUUUAUAAUUUAUAAUGACUUAAUACUGCAUGUCAUAUAGAAUAUGGAUAAUUUUAUUUAAUGAUAUUAUGUAUUGUGAUACUUAUGUAUUGUUGAAUAUCACGAGCAGAUGUGAUUCCAUAAAUGGUAAUAGUCUAAUAGCAGUUUCUUCAAAAUCUGUAAAACUUAAAACUUUAGUAUUUUAAGUAAAUAAAAUAAAUUAAUCUCUCUCACCAAUAACAAA
Bicyclus anynana (squinting bush brown) is the source of this 5040-nucleotide messenger RNA. RefSeq lists its product as uncharacterized. The coding region runs from base 574 to 1470 and encodes 298 amino acids. The transcript has 7 exons. NCBI's taxonomy places the organism in Eukaryota, Metazoa, Arthropoda, Insecta, Lepidoptera, Nymphalidae. The record is from RefSeq and is a predicted model, not a curated record.